Gryllus bimaculatus (two-spotted cricket) is the source of this 3642-nucleotide messenger RNA. NCBI's taxonomy places the organism in Eukaryota, Metazoa, Arthropoda, Insecta, Orthoptera, Gryllidae. The record is from the annotation of a GenBank genome assembly.
AUGCCCGCGGAGCACCCUGCGACUCCGAGCCUGCAGGCCUCGCGGUGGAGAGAGCGUCAAGGGCGGCGCGGGCCGGCGGACGGCCUGCAACGCCGGGCCAUCGCGAGCGGGUCCCUGGCGCGCCCACCGGGACUCCCGCGUCCCCGAGUCGAACCCGCGCCCGGCACCGAGCCCGUCGGGGGCCCCCCCGGCGGCGGCCUCUGGCUGCUGGGGCCCCGCGUAUUGGGAGACUUCGACGACGACGCGCCUCAGCCGACCGUGGCACCGGAAGUGCUCUCCUCCACCAGCACCACCACGACGGCGGCCCCGCCGCACGAGAACGACCUCUCCUGGGAGCUGUUCGGGCCGCCUCGCCACGUCCCCGCGCAGACCACCAGCCCCCCUCCGGAGGCGACCACGGUGCACGAGGUGGAGAACGCGGUGGAAGGCCUGGGGCCGGCCACGCCCCCCGCGCCGGCCGUCGCCAGCGCCUCGGACGCACAGGUGGACGGCGCGCCCGUCACGGAGCAAGUGGACGCGCAAGCAGUGCACCCCGGGGAGGGGGAGGAGGGCGACGCCACACUGCCCCCGGAGAAGCACCCCUCGAGCACCCCGAGGACUCCCUCUUGGGAGGACACCAGUGAGGGCCACCAGUGGAACUCCUUUGGUGUCAUCCCUCUGAUGACAAACGAGACGUCCGAAGGCUCCAGCACAGAGGCGAAUGCGAUGGAUUCUGUCAACGCAACAGAUGGAGCUAUGACGUCUGAAAAUUCGUCUAUGGUAGAUGUACCGAUGGAACAUGCCCCAUCGAUGGGUUUGAUGGGUGACGAGGAAAAUUCUACACCUGUCAUAAUUGUUCGUAAUGAAAAUAUAACAAUAUCAGAUGUUCCGGAAAGUCGGGGAUCAAUUGCUGGUGUCGAUAUCUUUUCUGACGAAAAUUUAACUCAUAGUCCUAUUUCCGAAGAGAUGAGUACUUCUCCACCAGAGAGCAGUUCUUCAGCAUCGCCUACUAGUGAAACAAAUGAUUCUGUUUUAUUUCCUGUGGAAGAACAUAUGGGAAAAGAACACCUAACCGCAGUUAUUACCGAAAGUAAUGAUACAAUGAGUUCCACAGACAUCCCCGCCUCAGUAAACACCAAUAUGCCCUUGUUCGAAACAGCUGAAAACACAACUGUUAUGGAUGGAAUGAUUGAAACUGCGACCAACAUUCCUUCACUUAUGGCUGAACUCUCUCCUCGAGAUAUGAAUGCUGUAGUUGAGACUGAACACAACGCAACCGAAGUUCAUAAUGUUAUUCCAAUGGUGACAGAAGUGUAUGAUGAAAGAAACUUAACUGAUAUGAUUCCACAAAACGUUUCGUUCGAACCAGCAAUAGAAAAGAUACCGAGUGAAGAUUUUGAAGCAGUCAAUGCGGUACACGAUGACGUAAAGGGAACAACGAUGAAACCUAUGAUCGUUGAAAUGACAACGAUUCCUUCUGAAAAUUCGGAGGUUACUACUGUCAUUUCUGAAGAUAAAUUAGUUCAUGAAGUGCACCGCACUGAGUUUUCUACGUCUUCGUCCUCAGAAGGUUCGUCUCCUAACAAUGACGUGAACUCUUUGUUUGCUGUCGUUAACCAUCAUGAAAAUGCGACGGAAAAUGCAGUCGACAGUUCAGCGUCCGAAAGUGUCAAAUCUGUUAUCGAUUCUGCGACUGAAAUUCAAAAGGACAUGAUGAUGACAACUGAAUUACCGAUGACUCCCUCGCCUGAAGAAAAGGAACCCUCUUCGUCUUCGCCAUCUAGUCCAGAUAUGAACUCCCUAGGAUUUGCAUUGGGGCCUGCUGAUAACUCAUCUUCGGAGAACACAGUUGCUCAGAACGAGGGUUCGCAGGGUAUUUCGUUCGUUGCUCCAGAUAAUACUACUGUAGGCGAAUAUUUCCCUUCUCCGGAAACAGAGAUUCCACCGGUCAGAUCUACGGAUGAAACUCCUUCUGAGACUAUACCUCCAAUGACAAUGAAAGAAGUUAUGAAAGAAGAAAGCGCUCCUUCUAAUACAUUAUCUGGCGAAACUGUAGUUCCACUUCCUUCAUCUUCUCAUGAAGAUGUAAUGAAUGCUACAGCCGACAUUGCGGAAACAUCUAACAAUAUGACGGAAAAUUCCACCCUACUCCCUGUUGAAAUGUCUUCAGUUGCACCCAUGAACGCAUCAUCGUUCUCUGAAAUGGAAAAUGUAUCUUUAGCAAUUAGAGGAAUGUCUUCUCCUGAAUCGAUUGUCGGAACAUCACACAAUGAUAGUGUUGAAUCGACAUCUACUUACCCAGCGGAAAAUUUAGAACCACACGACGUAACAAAUACAUCAUUCGUAGAGGAUUCAUCAGAUAACGUGCUGUUUGCCUCGAGUCAACCGGACAUAUCAUCAGUCUCCCCGCCGUCAUCGAUUACCCCUCCUCCUGAGUAUUCCAACCUCACGGAAGAAUCUGAGACACCUGGAUACGGAAACGAAUAUUCCGUAACUCCUUCUCCUCAUACAUUCGUGGAGAUAACCAAAAACGAAUCUGCAUUUAACUCCAUUGACGAUGCUUUACCCGUGGCGUCAUCAACAACCGAAGCUAUGACAAGCUCCUCUCCGGACCACCUCCCAGAACCAGCGGUCGCUUCAGUAAACAAUGCCGACGAAGCGGCUACAAACGCUUCGGCCACAUCCGGCGAAGUUCUUUCAGCCAACAUCGUCCCAGUGGAGGUGGUGGUUGAGAACGCGUCGUCAGCGCCGGCGCUCACCACGCAAGGGCCGACCUCCGAGGCAACCACCACGCCCAGCACCAGCACCACGGCCGAUGACCCGCUGGCGCACGCGCACGAGAACCACGUGGAGGUGGACGAGCGCCUGGGAGUGCCGCUGAUCCGCGCCAGCACGGAGGAAGCGGAUGUGGUGCGCGUCACCACGUCCCCCGUGCGCGUGGUGUCGGACGCGCAGCCGGCCGUGCCAGUGAACGCGCUGCCCGCGGACGACCACCGCCCAGCAGCCGAAGACCACCGCGGCGGCCGCGGCUCCGACUGCUGCGGACGCCUUCGGAGGGCCGGGCGGGGGCCGGCGGGGCGGUUAGCGGCGGCGCCCGCGGCCACAGGCGCCGCCUCGGCUCAGCAGACGCCCGAAGAGCGCUGGCGGGAGAAGAAGGCGUGGGCCGGGCAAGAAGGACAAGGGGCGUGGGCGGAGGAGGCCCGGGCAGCAACCGUGGACGCCGAAGGCAAGAAGGUAGCAGUGGCGGUGCCGCUGUCGAAAUUGGAAGAUCGCGUGGAUAUGGGAGAGGAGACGCAGUCCCCGGCGGUUCCCGCCACCACGAUGGCUGCAGUCACCACCACUCCACCUGCGGCGCCAGUCACCACCAUGACCCCCGCUACCACCUCUACCACCACUACAACAACCACCACCACCACCACCACCACUCCUGCGCCCGCUACCACCACGCCGGAGAGUGCGAGCCCGUCCACGCCGCUGCAGACGCCUCCUCCGCCCGGUGCCCCCUCCGACGAGCUGGGCCCUCUAGCGGCCGGCCUGGAGCCAGCGGUGGAACGGGAGGCGCCGGCCCCCGAAGCCCCCCAGGAGCGCCAACCCACCACCACCACCACCACCACCACCACGGACCCCUCUACCACGACCUCCACCACCACCGCCGCCGCUGAC